GAAGAGGGGGCACUGACAGUUCAUACCAGAAACCCAACCCAUGUGGCACCAUUUUCUGGGGGACUCCCCAAUGUUUUGGGGGACACUCUGGGGAAAGAGCUCAUUGAGGAACCCUCCAUGCCAGAACCCCUUCCAGCACCUCGCAUCACCAACAAAAUCCUUGGGGAAGAGCUCACUGAGGAACCUUCUGUGACAGAACCCCUUCCAGCACCUCGCAUGACCAAUGACAUCCUGGCGGAAGCGCUCAUUGAGGAACCCUCCAUGCCAGAACCACUUCCAUCACCUCGCAUGACCAAUGACAUCCUGGGGGAAGAGCUCACUGAGGAACCCUCCAUGCCAGAACCUCUUCCAGCACCUCAUAUCACCAACACCAUCCUGGGGAAAGAGCUCACUGAGGAACCCUUCAUGCCAGAACCACUUCGAGCACCUCGCAUCACCAAUGACAUUCUGGGGGAAGAGCUCACUGAGGAAUCCUCCAUUCCAGCACCCCGUCCAGCACCUCACAUCAGCAACAACAUCCUGGGGGAAGCGCUCAUUGAGGAACCGUCCAUUCCAGAAACCCUUCCAGCACCUCACAUCACCAACAAGAUCCUGGGGGAAGCGCCCAUUGAGGAACCCUCCGUGCCAGAACCCCUUCCAGCACCUCGCAUCACCAACAACAUUCUGGGCGAAGUGCUCAUUGAGGAAACCUCGAUGCCAGGGCCCCUUCCAACACCUUGCAUCACCAAUGACCUACUGGUGAAAGUGCUCAUUGGGGAUACCUCAGUGCCAGGUCCUUCCAUCCUCACAGCCACUCCAAAGGAAGCAGCUUCUGUGCCAGAGCCCUUACUAGAGCCUUCCAGUGCUGAUAAUUAUCUUCAGCAAGAAGUAGAACUCCUCAAAGGGUUACAGCAUGACUAUGGCCAGCAGCAACUGAGGGUUCGCCACAUUUCCGAACAGUUCCCUCGUUCUCUCCAGGCCAUCAACCUGCAAACUGGACACAUGCGGACAAGGCUCAUCCGCAGUGAAGCUCGGCUGCAGCUUUGGGAAAGGGAAGAUGUUCCUGCAGGCCCUGCUGCUCUUCUCCAGCCCUCUGGGUCUGAUUCAUCAUUGUCUUCUGCCUCCCUUGAGGUUGCCUCCAUCCCACCCUCCACCUCCACCUCUUCCCUCCUCCUGCAUCCCUCUCCACCUCCUCCUCCUUUCCCACCUCCUCUGGAGCCGGACCUCAGCAAUGUGAAAGAAACUCUGCAGAGUUUGGUAGAGAUGCAGGUCCAUCAGCUGCGUGACCGCCAAAGAGACCUCCGCAGCUGCCAGGAAUGCUUACAAAGCUUCAAGGCACUGAGGGGACAAUUGAGGCAGCUAAGGAGCAGACUGGCCAGGGUGGAAGCCACUAUGGGGAUCGUGGUUCCUCCAAGGGAGCUGGACGUUGCUGAGGAAGAAGGGGAAGGCAAAUUAAAAGAGACAACUGUGCUACUAUUUGAUAUAUGAUAUACAUAAGUAGCAAUAAAAUGCUGUGUAUAUAUUUUUUAAAAAUUAAAUAUUUGUUUUAAUAGGAUGUAGAGAUAGAAAAGCAAUAAAACUAGCAUAUUUAUUGUUUAAAAAAUAAAAUGUUUUAUUUUAA
Molecule: messenger RNA, 1600 nt
Organism: Hemicordylus capensis (graceful crag lizard)
Lineage: Eukaryota; Metazoa; Chordata; Lepidosauria; Squamata; Cordylidae
Product: magnetosome-associated protein MamJ-like
Exons: 5
Coding region: 118-1467 (449 amino acids)
Source: RefSeq, a predicted model, not a curated record